CAGUAGACGUUUGAGAAGGCGGGCCACAAGCAAGACAGAGAAGAAUCAAAGAGAGUCGGAUACAAAGCCUUGGUACGCUUUGAUUCAAACCCUCGUACGCACCCCUAGUGUUUGUGACGUUUGGAUUUUUCGGUGUUUUGCUGAGUAUACAAAAGACAAACCAAAACCCGUCAUACAAUUUGUUUCCUUGUUGGAUCAACAGUCUUUGGAAGCAAACAUGACCACCGAAUCGGAGCCGACAACUCCGCGUAUUGCUGUUGAGGAUGUUGACGACGUUACCGGAAUAUUUUUGGAUAGGUUUGAAGUGAAGAGACAUUUGGGGGAGGGGAGUUAUGGUAAAGUCAAGCUGGCACAAGAUCUGUCAACUCAUAGGAUGGUUGCACUCAAGAUCAUUCAAAAAUCCUCCCUCAAAAAAACCUCGCACGUCACCCGCCUUAAACGUGAAGUCCGAAUCAUGCGUCUCUUGCAUCACCCCAAUAUUACCAGACUCUACGACGUCAUGGAGACCGAGAAGGAGAUUGUCUUGUCAAUGGAAUACGUGGAAGGAGGCGAACUAUUCGAUUAUAUCGUUGCCCACAAGAGGCUCAAGGAAAAGAUUGCGAGAAGGUUAUUUCGGCAGAUUGUGAGCGCUUUAGAGUAUUGUCACCAAAGUUCCAUUAUUCAUCGCGAUUUAAAGCCAGAAAAUCUCUUACUGGACAAUGAGCGCAAUAUCAAGAUCAUUGAUUUUGGUUUCGUCAAACUCUACGAUCGAAACGACCAGCUCAACACCUUUUGUGGAUCCCCCUUUUAUGCUUCUCCAGAAAUGAUUAUGGGCAAGCAAUACAUGGGCCCGGAAGUGGAUGUCUGGAGUAUGGGAGUUAUCCUCUUUGCAUUGCUCAACGGUCACCUACCGUUUCGGGAUCCCAAUACAACUGAACUGUACAAAAAGAUUGCGGCGGGGCAAUACGAGACGAGGACGCAAUAUAUGAGUGCUGAGAGUGCGGAUCUCAUUAGACGCAUGUUGACCGUGGAUGCGACGAAACGGGCAACCAUUCAAGAAAUCCGUCAUCAUCCCUGGGUCACGCAAGAUAGCAUGGGACCAGCACAAUGUCUCGUUCCAGAGCGUCCCAACCAAAUCCUUGAACCAGACCCAAACAUUAUCGCAAAGUUUCCCAUGUACGGAAUUGAAACCAAUGUUGCGGAAAAGGCGCUGCGGUCCAAGGAACGCGGGGCAGCCUGGGCACUCUACUGCUUGCUCGUUGAACAAGAGGUGUGGGAAGCACGAGAGUCCCCCGCAGGGUCCAGAAGUCGAGUUUCGGAUUCUCAGUCGACCGCUAUGAUCCCUCAAGGGGCGGUCAGUAGCAAUGCUUCGCCAGACAGUGGACAAGCCAGUGCCCCUGCGACUGCAACGACUACGCCGACGACGACGACAACGCCAACAGGCGGGCAUCGACCCUCCAAUUUGACCUUGAAUCUAGGCCGUGCUAGUGCGACACGCGCCAAAUGGCGAGAGUCAUGGCAAGAAGGCCUACGGGCAACGUUGACACCACCAGCGGUACCUACGGAAAACCCUUUUGAUUCCCCGCGCACAACGACAAAAUUGCGGCGGAGGGCAUCAGCAACUGAGACGCGGGAUAGCCGGACACGGUCUCAGCAUCCUCCGCCCGUGUCGAUGCAGUCGCUUCACCAGCGCGGGACUCGAGCGUCAUCACUUCCACGUGGGUCGCUAACCGCCGCUGGGUCGGAUCAAGAAACGGUGAAUUCCGAAGGGCUGUCGCUACCCAACAUUAAACAAGACAAGAACAGGGCGCCCGCCGCAGAAGUCAUUUCCGUUUCACAACAACAACAACAAGGCGAAAAGCAUCAGCCACACUUUGAGCACGCGGCAGCAACUGAUUCGCCACAAGAAGGGCGUAUCAGGCGCCGACCUUCGAUUGCAGAAACCUUUUCAAACGCCCUCAACAGAAUCCGCGGCUCUUCCCAAAGCCGGUCCCGGAGGCCAUCAACAACAACUGCCACGAGUCCAACGUCAUCGACACCCGAGAAUUUACGGAUCCAGACGUCGUCACCCGCAAGCCUUGCGCGACCCAGUAAGCCGUUUGGCGCGGAUACGACGUCCAUGAAACCACCCGAAGAAAUCGUAUCGGAAAUCGAGCGCGUCCUCAACACCAACCGAGUGCAGUAUCAAACCAAUCGGUACAAGAUUCACUGCACAACGGCACAAUCUACGUUUGAAAUUGAGAUUUGCCGUCUGAAAGGGACCAACAUGCAUGCGUUGCAGCUGAGCAGGAAGAAGGGGUCGUCGCUUGCGUACCAAAGCAUUUGUCAAACGUUGAUCUCGCAGUGGAAGCUGUAAUAAGCUUGACUGUUUAAAAGGUUUUUAUUUUUUUUUUAUAACACAACUACAUACACAGCCCCCCCCCCAAAAAAAAAAACGUAUGAGAUUUUACUUUUUUUCCCUGGAUUUUCGUAUAUUGACCCUUUGUUACCUGAUGCCUUUUUGUG
Messenger RNA from Spizellomyces punctatus DAOM BR117, 2484 nucleotides. RefSeq names its product CAMK/CAMKL protein kinase. Bases 218 to 2335 code for a protein of 705 amino acids. Gene Ontology annotation, biological process: intracellular signal transduction; protein phosphorylation. The transcript is spliced from 6 exons. Lineage: Eukaryota; Fungi; Chytridiomycota; Chytridiomycetes; Spizellomycetales; Spizellomycetaceae. The record is from RefSeq and is a predicted model, not a curated record. Gene Ontology annotation, cellular component: cytoplasm. Gene Ontology annotation, molecular function: protein serine/threonine kinase activity; ATP binding.